AUGACUUCGGAGACUCAGCUCAUCCCGUAUAUCCACCUCCUUUGCAUGCAUGAAUCGGCCUCGGAUGCCUUCAACCGAGUACUAGGAGAGUAUGGAAUUAACCAGGCCUUGAUUAACUAUACAAUCCAUAAUACACUCCUGUCUGACCUACCACCAUCCCUGAACUUCGACUUGGUAGUGUCACCAGCAAAUUCAUAUGGUCUUCUAGAUGGUGGCUUCGAUGAUGCGAUAUCCCGAGCCUUCAGCCCCAAAACAGAAUACCAUGCUCUUACACGCGUUGCACAGAAAGAGCUGUACCGUCUGCAUAGCGGCUAUCUCCCGCCUGGCUCAUGCUGCAUCGUCAAAAUACCAGAGUCGUUCCGUGGAACGUUGAAGUAUCACGACGGGAAUGGGUGGGGUUGUCGUUAUCUAGCUCUGUGUCCCACCAUGCGUGUUCCCAGCCGCUGCGAUUGGGACAGAGACGUUGUCUACGAAUGUAUCUGGAGCUUGCUGAAUGCGAUCGAGCAGCAUAAUAGAUCCGCAACAGAGGAGGGCAGUGGCGCCGGCUCAGCGAAGAUAGAAUCUAUCUUGAUGACACCAUUGGGUACUGGUACUGGAGGUAUCAGCGACGAAAAAUGGGCAAAGCAGACGGUCUUAGCUAUUAAACAUUUCAUUGAUGCGAAGCAGCAUCCUGAGAAAUGGUCUGCGAUUGACUGGCGGGACACUGGGGAGGUUGAUAUCCAGUUGUUAAAAACUCAGAGUCCGAGGCUAUUAGCACAGUACUACCAGCGCUAG
Molecule: messenger RNA, 774 nt
Organism: Daldinia childiae
Lineage: Eukaryota; Fungi; Ascomycota; Sordariomycetes; Xylariales; Hypoxylaceae
Product: putative phage tail assembly-like protein
Exons: 1
Coding region: 1-774 (257 amino acids)
Source: RefSeq, a predicted model, not a curated record